Molecule: messenger RNA, 805 nt
Organism: Papilio xuthus (Asian swallowtail)
Lineage: Eukaryota; Metazoa; Arthropoda; Insecta; Lepidoptera; Papilionidae
Product: endocuticle structural glycoprotein SgAbd-5-like
Exons: 3
Coding region: 102-485 (127 amino acids)
Cellular component (GO): chitin-based extracellular matrix
Molecular function (GO): structural constituent of chitin-based larval cuticle
Source: RefSeq, a predicted model, not a curated record
UGUAGUCAGUAUCCUGCGCAGAAUCAAGUUGUGUUUUAUAAACUUUUUUAAUAACUAAGAAUCUUCCUCAAUUUUGCGCUAUUUAAAUUGUAAAUUUAAAGAUGUAUAGAGUCGUUCUGUUAGUAAAUUUGUUAAUACUUAGUAUUGAAGCAACUAUUCCUUCGGACACAGAAGCGAAGAUUGUGGAAUACAAAAAUGAUAACGAUGGGCUCGGAAACUACUUUUUUAGAUAUAUAACAUCGAACGGUAUAACAAGACAAGAAAGUGCACGACUUAUUAAUUCCGGACAGCCUGACGAGCAUAUUGCUGUCGAAGGAUUUUAUUCAUAUAAGGACGUCGAUGGAGUCUUACAAACAGUGUAUUACAAAGCUGAUACUAAUGGUUACAAAACGAGUACAACAUCUCGACCACGAAUUGAUGAUGUCUUUCUGGAACCGAUACCCGGAGUCCCAGAUUCUGUUGUUGCGUCAUUGUUGGGCAAAUAAACGAUUAGACACUACACAACACCAACUUAAUCAACUCAAAGUAAACUAAUAAUUUUAAAUACCAAGUUUUAUAUUAGCACUUAAUGGUAUAAAUAAUAAACCAAUAUUUUUAUACUUAUCUUAUAAUCACCCUCCAGAAGCGCUAUCGCUGUUAAAUCACAUGUCCAACACGCGGCCAGUCGCAUGCGGACAGCCGCAUAGUGCAAAUAGGAUAAUAAGAGAAAAGAUAGUCGAUUUACAGUCGAACUAGCUGACGCCAGCGAAUUAAAAAAAUAAUUUGUAGCCUAUGUGUUUUUCUAGACUAUAUUCUAUAUGUAUAC